Molecule: messenger RNA, 10904 nt
Organism: Mus musculus (house mouse)
Lineage: Eukaryota; Metazoa; Chordata; Mammalia; Rodentia; Muridae
Gene: Srcap
Product: Snf2-related CREBBP activator protein
Exons: 34
Coding region: 639-10454 (3271 amino acids)
Biological process (GO): regulation of gene expression
Cellular component (GO): Swr1 complex; nucleus
Molecular function (GO): ATP binding; nucleotide binding; hydrolase activity
Source: RefSeq, marked validated
AGCCUCCAGUUACUGUGUAUCGCGAGAAGACGGGCCGCUCUGGCGGUAGCGAUAACGAGCCUUGGUGGUGGUGGUAGUGGUGGUGCUAGUGGCGGUGGCGGCCGAGACGGCGGCGGCCAUUUUGGUGAGGCCUCGGGAGCAGCGGAGGCGGCGGCGGGGUCGCUGGGAGUAGCGUCUCCUUUUUCUUCAACUCACCAAGCACCUCUUCGCGGCGUGACUGGAAGCGGUGGGAGCAUCGGGGUGGCUCGUGUUACGGCCCUUAGGGGAAUUUAAAGUGGUGAAGGCGGCGACCAAGAGGGGGCCCUCCCCCCUCCUCGGCGGGAGGGGGGGUGGUGAGCACGCCCCCGAGGACGCAGGUGUGAUUUCCUUCAGUACAGCACGGCACCGUGGAAGUGCAGACUCUCACAGGGGGUGUGGUCUCUGCUCACACAGGUACUCCAGAGGCUGGUGAACCUGAGCGGAGGCUGGGACGCCCUGGUGGGCCCCGGGCCCUGGAAGGCAGGUCCCGGUGGCUGGUGGCCCAGAAUGAGGCCAGCUCCCAGCAUGCCCUGCAGCCGGACACCAGCCACUCGGCCUGCAGCAACGGUGAUAACCCAGUCAUUCUUCAGGCAUCCAGCAAGGAGCCUGGGAGUGGGACCAUGCAGAGCAGCCCCUCCACUGCUCAUCCUCAGCUCCCAAUCCUACAGACACAGAUGGUGUCGGACGGCAUGACAGGCAGCAAUCCUGUGUCUCCUGCCUCAUCUAGUUCUCCAGAUUCUAGUGGGGCAGGAGGCAUCUCCCCCCAACAUAUAGCUCAAGAUUCCUCACUGGAUGGACCUCCAGGCCCACAAGAUGGUACCACAGUUCCUCUGGAGGGGUUCAGCUUAUCCCAUGCUGCUGACCUGGUCAACAGGGGUCAGAAGUGGGAGAAGAGCCAUGCAGAAAUUGCAGAGCAAGCCAAACAUGAAGCUGAAAUUGAAACUCGGAUUGCUGAACUUCGGAAGGAGGGAUUCUGGUCAUUGAAAAGGCUACCUAAAGUGCCAGAGCCUCCCCGCCCUAAAGGACACUGGGACUAUCUGUGUGAAGAGAUGCAGUGGCUCUCUGCUGACUUUGCUCAGGAACGCAGAUGGAAACGAGGUGUGGCCCGGAAGGUGGUACGUAUGGUGAUCCGGCACCAUGAAGAGCAGCGACAAAAGGAGGAGCGAGCUCGGAGAGAGGAACAGGCCAAGCUGCGCCGAAUUGCUUCUACCAUGGCCAAGGAUGUUAGGCAGUUCUGGAGCAAUGUGGAGAAGGUGGUACAAUUCAAACAACAGUCUCGGCUUGAAGAAAAACGUAAGAAAGCCUUGGACCUGCACCUGGACUUCAUUGUAGGGCAAACUGAGAAGUACUCAGACCUUCUGUCUCAGAGCCUUAACCAGCCACCGGCCUCCAGCAAAGCUGGCUCCUCCCCUUGCCUUGGUUCUUCCUCAGCAGCAUCCAGUCCUCCACCCCCGGUUUCUCGACUGGAUGAUGAAGAUGGGGACUUUCAACCCCAAGAGGAAGAAGAGGAAGAUGAUGAGGAGACCAUUGAGGUUGAAGAACAACAGGAAGGCAAUGAUGCAGAGACCCAGAGGCGUGAGAUUGAACUUCUUCGACAUGAGGGAGAACUGCCACUGGAAGAGCUGCUCCGUUCCCUCCCUCCUCAGUUAUUGGGUGGGCCUUUUAGCCCCUCUCAAACACCUUCUCAUGACAGUGAUACCCAGGAUGGGCCUGAAGAAAAUAUUGAAGAGGAGCCAUCUCAGGAUUUAGAGGUACACCCUCCAUCUUCCGCUGUCACACAAUGUAACAAGCAGCGUUGGCAUCCAGAUGAAGAUGAUGAAGAGUUUACUGCUAAUGAAGAUGAAGCAGAGGAUGAAGAGGACACUAUAGCAGCUGAAGAGCAGUUGGAAGGGGAGGUGGACCAUGCCAUGGAACUGAGCGAAUUGGCUCGAGAAGGUGAACUGUCUAUGGAGGAGCUACUGCAGCAAUAUGCAGGGGCCUAUGCCUGUGAUGCCUCUGCUCCAGCCUCAGGGGAUAGUGAAGAUGAAGAUGAAGUUGAAGCCAAUAGCUCUGAUGGUGAACUAGAGGAAACAGUUGAAGAGGCAGCUCAAGAAGACAGUAGCAGUCAGUCGGAUUCUGCUGAGGAGUGUAGUGAGGAUGAGGAAGAUGAACAUUCAGAGGAAGAAAUGAGUGGGAGUUCACAGUCGGAAGAAUCUGAGUCUGAUGAGUCGGAGGAUGCUCAGUCCCAGAGCCAAGCAGAUGAAGAACAAGAUGAUGAGGGAGAGGAUGAUGAUGUUGAUGAUGACGAUGAUGAUGGUUUUGGAGUAGAGUACUUGCUUGCCCGGGAUGAUGAAAGGAGUGAGGUUGAUGGGGGCAGUGGACCUCCCACCCCCGGUCCUACGACCACUCUAGGGCCCAAGAAAGAAAUUACUGAUAUUGCUGCAGCAGCUGAAAGUCUCCAGCCCAAGGGUUAUACUUUGGCUACUACCCAGGUGAAGACACCUAUUCCGCUACUCCUUCGGGGCCAGCUCCGAGAGUACCAACACAUUGGCCUUGACUGGCUGGUUACUAUGUAUGAGAAGAAGCUGAAUGGCAUUCUUGCAGAUGAGAUGGGACUAGGAAAGACAAUCCAGACCAUCUCCUUGCUUGCUCACUUGGCCUGUGAGAAAGGUAACUGGGGUCCCCAUUUAAUCAUUGUUCCGACCAGCGUGAUGUUGAAUUGGGAGAUGGAAUUGAAACGUUGGUGCCCGAGUUUUAAAAUCCUUACUUACUAUGGAGCUCAGAAAGAGAGAAAGCUCAAGCGGCAGGGCUGGACCAAGCCCAAUGCUUUCCAUGUGUGUAUCACGUCUUACAAGCUGGUACUGCAAGAUCACCAGGCUUUUCGUCGUAAGAACUGGCGGUAUCUUAUUCUGGAUGAGGCUCAGAACAUCAAGAAUUUCAAGUCCCAACGAUGGCAGUCACUGCUCAACUUUAACAGCCAGAGGCGCCUGCUCCUGACAGGAACUCCCUUGCAGAAUAGCCUCAUGGAGCUGUGGUCCUUGAUGCAUUUUUUGAUGCCACAUGUCUUCCAGUCUCACCGAGAAUUCAAGGAGUGGUUUUCUAACCCUCUAACUGGCAUGAUUGAAGGAAGCCAAGAAUAUAAUGAAGGUCUAGUCAAACGCCUCCACAAGGUUCUGCGACCUUUUUUGCUGCGCCGAGUUAAGGUGGAUGUUGAGAAGCAGAUGCCCAAAAAGUAUGAGCAUGUUAUCCGGUGCCGACUUUCCAAGCGGCAACGCUGUCUCUAUGAUGACUUCAUGGCACAGACUACAACUAAGGAGACACUAGCUACAGGCCAUUUUAUGAGUGUCAUCAACAUUCUGAUGCAGUUGCGGAAAGUCUGCAAUCAUCCAAAUCUAUUUGACCCUCGACCUGUUACCUCCCCGUUCAUCACCCCAGGCAUCUGCUUUAGCACCGCCUCUCUGGUUCUAAGGGCCACUGAAGUUCAUCCUCUCCAGCGAAUUGACAUGGGUCGGUUUGAUCUUAUUGGUCUGGAGGGCCGAGUCUCUCGAUAUGAGGCUGACACAUUUCUGCCCCGCCACCGUCUUUCCCACCGCAUACUGUUAGAGAUAGCAACUGCACCUGAUCCUCCACCUCGUCCCAAGCCAGUCAAGAUGAAGGUCAACAGAAUGCUGCAGCCAGUGCCCAAGCAAGAAGGCCGUACAGUGGUGGUGGUGAACAGCCCACGGCCUCCCCUUGGCCCUGUCCCAGUCCGUCCCCCUCCAGGCCCCGAGGUCUCAGCCCAGCCUGCUCUUGGUCCAGUUCCUCCAGUGUUGCCAGCACCACUCAUGGUGUCGGCUUCACCUGCCGGAACACCAGUUGUUCCUGCAUCUCGGCCACCUGGACCUGUUCUCUUGUCUCCCUUGCAGCCAAAUACUGGUCCUCUCCCCCAGGUGUUGCCAUCCCCCGUGGGAGUCAUGAGUGGGACCUCACGGCCUCCCACACCAACCCUGUCACUGAAGCCAGCCCCACCUGCCCCAGUUCGGCUGAGCCCAGCUCCACCUCCAGGUUCCUCCAGCCUCUUGAAGCCCCUCACAGUGCCACCAGGCUACACUUUAUCUCCUGUUGCUGCUACCACCACCUCCUCCACCAUAGCAACUGUCACCACUACAGCAGUGCCAGCUCCGAAUUCUACACCACAACGCCUCAUCUUAUCUCCUGAAAUGCAGGCUCGUUUGCCUUCUGGAGAAGUGGUCAGCAUUGGACAGUUGGCUUCCUUGGCACAACGUCCAGUGACUAGUGCUGGGGGAAGCAAACCUCUCACCUUCCAAAUCCAGGGCAACAAACUGACUUUGACUGGUGCCCAGGUGCGCCAGCUUGCUGUGGGGCAGCCCCGCCCGCUGCAAAGGAAUGUGGUGCACCUGGUGUCAGCAGGGGGUCAGCACCACCUCAUCAGCCAGCCUGCCCAUGUGGCCCUCGUCCAGGCCGUGGCCCCGACCCCUGGCCCCACCCCUGUCUCUGUGCUGCCUUCGACCCCCAGCACCACCCCUGCCCCUACUGGCCUCAGCCUUCCGCUUGCUGCUAACCAGGUGCCACCAUCCAUGGUGAACAAUACAGGCGUGGUGAAGAUUGUAGUGAGACAGGCCCCUCGUGAUGGAUUGACUCCUGUUCCACCAUUGGCACCAGCACCUCGGCCUUCAAGUUCUGGGCUUCCAGCUGUGUUGACAUCACGCCCUACGUUAACCCCUAGCCGUCUAUCCUCACCUACUCUGGGUACUACUCGUACCCCCAUACCCACACCCACUCUGGUGAGGCCCCUCCUCAAGCUGGUCCACAGUCCUUCGCCUGAAGUCAGUGCUUCAGCACCCGGAGCUGCUCCCAUGACCAUCUCUUCCUCUCUGCACAUGCCAUCCUCACUCCCUGGGCCAGCCUCUUCUCCGAUGACAAUUCACAAUUCCUCUCCCCUUUCUAGUCCUGUGUCCUCUACGGUCUCAGUCCCUGUGUCAUCUUCACUUCCCAUCUCUGUUCCUACUACACUUCCUGUCCCAACCUCUGCCCCAUUACCCAUCCCCAUCACAGCCCCCUUGCCUGUUUCAGACUUAGGUCCAGCUCUGUUGACCAGUGUGACCCCAGCACUAGCUGUUGUCUCAGCAGCCUCUGGACCACCUUUGGCAUCAGCUGGGGUUUCUCCAUCGAUGUCAGCUUUGGCUCUAGGUUUGGCUACUACUCCAGCCCUGUCCCCACCUCAGACAUCUGGUCACUCUCUGUUGUUGGCUACCACCUCUUCACAUGUUCCAGGAUUGAACUCAGCUGUGGCCCCAGCAUGCUCACCUGUCCUGGUGUCAGCUUCAGCCCUGACCAGUCCUUUUCCAGUAUCACCAAGUUCAGCUCCAGCUCAGGCUUCCCUUCUGGCUGCAGCACCUUCUACAUCUCAGGCUUUAGCCACCUCUCUGGCUCCUAUGGCGGCUUCACAGACAGCAAUCCUGGGCCCUUCUCCAACUCCUCCUCUGGCUCCGCUUCCUGUUCUGGCUGCAUCACAGACUCCGCUUCCAGCUAUGACUCCACCAUCAAUGUCAGGAACUCCUUUACCCUCAUCAUCAUUGGUAUCAGCUCCAACUUCUGUGUUGGCUCCCUCAUCAACUCAAACUCUGGUGUCAACCCCAGUUUCAUCACCUCUCUCAAGCCUGGCUUCUACUCAGACAUUGACCCUAGCCCCAACUUUAGCACCCACUCUUGGUGGAUUGUCUCCGUCUCAGACACAUUCUUUGGGAACAGGGAGCCCUCAGGGGCCCUUUCCAAUUCAGACAUUGUCAUUGACUCCAGCAUCAUCCCUGGUACCAACACCAGCCCAGACACUAUCUUUAGCACCAGGAGGACCAGUAGGUCCAACUCAAACAUUGUCUCUGGCUCCAGUACCCCCUCUGCCUCCAAGUUCUCCAGUGGGCCCAGCUCCAGGUCACACACUGACUUUGGCUCCAGCAGCAUCAUCUGCUUCACUCCUGGUCCCAACUUCGGUGCAAACACUUACCUUGAGCCCUGCUCCAGUUCCUGUGCCCACUCUGGAUUUAUCUGCCACCCAGACUUUAGCACUGGCCCCAGCCUUAACACAGGCUCCAGCUUCCCAGGCGUCUUCCCUUGUUUCAGCAUCUGGUGCCGCUUCCUUGCCUGUCACCAUGGUAAACCGGCUACCUGUUCCCAAGGAUGAGCCUGAGACACUGACUCUGCGCUCUGGUCCUCCCAGCCCUCUUCCCACUGCUACCUCGUUCAGUGGGCCCCGGCCUCGACGCCAACCCCCGCCACCACCUCGUUCCCCUUUCUAUCUGGACUCUCUGGAAGAAAAGCGGAAGCAGCAGCGAUCUGAGCGCCUGGAUCGGAUUUUCCAACUUAGUGAGGCUCAUGGGGCUCUGGCACCCGUGUAUGGGACUGAAGUCCUGGAUUUCUGUACCUUGCCCCAACCUGUUGCCAGCCCCAUUGGUCCUCGUUCUCCUGGCCCCAGCCACCCCAUCUUUUGGACUUACACUGAGGCUGCCCGUCGGGCUGUACUGUUUCCCCAGCAGCGACUAGAGCAGCUGUCAGAAAUCAUUGAGAGGUUCAUCUUUGUCAUGCCUCCUGUGGAGGCACCUCCCCCUUCCCUGCAUGCCUGCCACCCACCUCCUUGGCUGGCCCCUCAUCAGGCAGCCUUCCAGGAGCAAUUGGCCUGUGAGCUCUGGCCUCGAGCCCGUCCUUUGCACCGUAUUGUAUGUAAUAUGCGUACUCAGUUCCCUGACUUGAGACUCAUCCAGUAUGAUUGUGGAAAGUUGCAGACAUUGGCUGUGCUGUUACGGCAGCUCAAGGCGGAGGGCCACCGGGUGCUCAUUUUUACCCAGAUGACCCGAAUGCUGGAUGUAUUAGAGCAAUUUCUCACCUACCAUGGCCAUCUGUAUUUGCGUCUAGAUGGGUCUACUAGAGUGGAGCAGAGACAGGCCUUGAUGGAACGGUUCAAUGCGGACAAACGCAUAUUCUGCUUCAUCCUUUCAACUCGAAGUGGGGGUGUGGGUGUGAACCUGACAGGAGCAGACACUGUUGUUUUUUAUGACAGCGACUGGAAUCCCACCAUGGAUGCUCAGGCCCAGGAUCGCUGUCACCGAAUUGGUCAAACUCGGGAUGUCCACAUCUAUAGGCUUAUCAGUGAACGGACAGUAGAAGAGAACAUUCUAAAAAAGGCCAAUCAGAAGAGAAUGUUGGGAGAUAUGGCCAUUGAAGGAGGCAACUUCACUACAGCCUAUUUUAAACAGCAGACCAUCAGGGAACUGUUUGAUAUGCCUCUGGAGGAGCCACCUGGCUCAUCUGUGUCUUCUGUUCCUGAAGAUGAAGAGGAGGCUGUGGCCAGCAAACAAACUCAUAUUUUGGAGCAGGCAUUAUGUCGGGCAGAAGAUGAAGAAGAUAUCCGUGCAGCCACUCAGGCCAAAGCUGAACAAGUGGCUGAGCUUGCAGAAUUUAAUGAGAAUGAUGGGUUUCCUGCUGGUGAGGGAGAGGAGGCCAAUCGCCCCGGGCCUGGGGCUGAGGAUGAGGAGAUGUCCAGGGCUGAACAGGAAAUUGCUGCCCUAGUAGAACAGCUGACUCCCAUUGAGCGCUAUGCCAUGAAGUUCCUAGAAGCUUCAUUGGAGGAAGUGAGCCGAGAGGAGCUCAAACAGGCAGAAGAACAAGUGGAAGCUGCCCGAAAAGACCUGGACCAAGCCAAGGAGGAGGUGUUCCGACUACCCCACGAGGAAGAGGAAGGACCAGGGGCUGGGGAUGAGAUGUCUUGUGGAAGUAGUGGAGCCAGCCACCGGCGCAGCAAGAAAAUCAGGGCUCCUGAGAGGCUGGGGACUCGUGUCAGUGAACGUCUUCGUGGAGCUCGGGCAGAAACUCAAGGAGCAAACCACACUCCUGUCACAUCCUCCCAUCAUACCUGCAACACCUUUGUGCCUCCCCAAUGCAGCCCUGUGAGAGAAAGAAUUCCCAGGCCAGUGCCUAGGCCUCGUCCUCCUCCUCCUCCUCCUGCUCCUCCUCCUCCUCCUGCUCCUCCUGCUUCUCCUUCUCCUGCUCCUCCUCCUCCGCCUGCUCCUGCUUCUCCUGCUCCUCCUGCUCCUCCUGCUUCUCCUCCUGCUGCUUCUCCUUCUCCUGCUCCUCUCCCUCCUGCUGCUUCUGUUGCUUCUGCUAUAACUUCUGCCCUAGCCACAGCUCCAAUACCCAUUUCAGCCCCAAAUCCAGUAACCAUUCUUCCUGUCCAUAUCUUGCCUACUCCACCUCUGCUUCAGCUUCCUCCUAGUUCGUCUCCUGCUUCUACCCCGCCUUCUGCCUGUACCCCUCUACCCACUUGUACCCCCUUACAAGCUCAAACCUCUGUAUUAACCUCUUCUUCACCAGCCCCACUUGACUCCCUUUCUGUUCCCAUCUCUCCUGGGGUUACCAACCUCCCCUUGGACUCAGGAGAAGUAGGGCUGUGUGCACAAGAAUUGGCACCUGUGGAGUCUCUAGAGCUGCCUGGAAUGACCAAUUCUGAGGCUUCCCUGGCUAGUCUUGUGUCUCCAAAGGAUCUUUUGCCAGUGGCUGUUGAUAUCCUGCCUGAAUCAGAGAAGACUCUUCCUUGUAUUCCUGCACCCAGUUCAACCCUGGAAGCUGAGAGCAUCCCCAAUGGUCAGCAGCAGGAGGUGCCAGGUCCUGUGGAGGGGACCAAUACCACACUGCUACCUGGUAGUGAGGAAUUGACCAUGAGUCUGAAUGAGAGCAAUGGGCUGGAGCUCCCACCCUCAGCAGCAUCUGCUGAACCACUUGAUGAGCUUUUGGAGACUCAUAGGAACUCGGGAGAAACAAGAGAGGUUCAGAUCCCAAUUUCCAACUCAGAAAAGCCACAAGAACUUGUUAGAGCUGAGGUUACAGCCCCAUCAACCUCAUCUUCAGCCACCUCCUCUCCUGAGGGUCCUUUGCCUGCCCGUCCUCCACGGCGUCGAACCAGUGCUGAUGUAGAAAUCAGGGGUCAGGGGUCUGGCCGGACAGGACAGCUCCCAGGUCCCAAAGUGCUUCGAAAGCUGCCAGGAAGGCUAGUAACUGUGGUGGAGGAAAAAGAACUUGUAAAGCGACGGCGACAUCGGGCACCUGCCAGCACCCUAGUACCUGGGGUAUCUGAAGUUAGCGCCAGUCCAAGAAGCCCAUCGAUCCACAGUAUGUCAGGGCCAGAAUCCUCACCUCCUAGCAGUGGGCCCUGUGAAGCUGCUCCUACAUCUUCACUGUCUACCCCAACCCAAUCCACCUUCAUAGCUUGUCGUCACAAUGAACUGGGGACGACUACUGGGGGAAGCCCAGAGAAUGGAGAAGGAACAGAGCUUGCCAUCACUCCACCUGCUGUGAAACGUCGGAGGGGGAGGCCUCCCAAGAAGAACAGAUCUCCAGCAGAUGCUGGGAGAGGGGUAGAUGAGGUACCUUCAUCCAUCUCUAAGGGGAAAACCAAUGGGGUUGACCCAGUCCCCGGCCCUGAAACAGUAACUGUUGCAGAACCUGACCUCAGGCCCCAAUUUGUUCCUGGGCCCCAGCCUCCUGGACCCCAACCAGUUCACAGACCAGAACCCACCAUCCUAUCGCCUGUGGAGAAAAGACGGCGUGGGCGUCCCCCUAAAGCAAGGGAUUUGCCCAUUCCUGGGACCAUAUCCUCUCCAGGAGGCGGCAAUUUAGAGAGCCGAACACAGUCGCUCCCUUUCCCAGCACCCCUGACACCACUCCUAGCCUGUCCCACUGCUGUCACCAACACUGUCACUACUGUCACCAUUUCAACAUCCCCACCGAAGCGGAAGCGGGGCCGACCUCCCAAGAACCCACCAUCACCAAGGCCCAGCCAGCACCCUGUCUUGGACCCCGACAGCUCUUCUAUUCUUGAGAGUUGUGGACUGGGAGUGCAGCGCCAACCCCUGGGCCAGGCAGAAAGUGAAGGCAGUUCCUCUGAUGAGGAUGGAAGCCGUCCUCUCACCCGCCUGGCCCGUCUUCGGCUUGAAGCUGAAGGGAUGCGGGGACGAAAGAGUGAAGGGUCCAUGGUGAUGGCCGUAAUUCAGGAUGACCUGGAUUUAGCAGAUAGUGGGCCAAGUGGGUUAGAACUGACACCACCUGUGGUCUCAUUAACUCCCAAAUUUCGCUCAACCCGCCUGCGUCCAGGGUCUCUAGUCCCCCCACUAGAAACUGAGAAAAUGCCUCGAAAAAGGUCAGGGGCUCCAGUUGGGAGUUCUGGGAUGGCAAAACGAGGCCGCUUGCAGCCCCCAAGUCCCCUGGGGCCUGAGGGUUCAGUAGAGGAGUCAGAGGUAGAAGCCUCAGGUGACGAGGAGGAAGGAGAUGGAACCCCACGCCGUCGAACUGGUCCCCGCAGGCUCGUUGGGACCACCAACCAAGGGGACCAGCGUAUCCUGCGUAGUAGUGCUCCUCCCCACCUAUGUAUCCCUACUAUUAGUCACAGAGGUCGAAAGGCCAAGACGUGAAUGGGCAGCCCCUUCACUUAUGUAUCCCACCAUGGCCGCUUUCCCUUGCCCAGGCCUGACUCUGAUAACCACUACUUGAAGUCUUUGAGGGAAAAAGCCUCCAGGGAGACAUAGGGGGCUGUCUUCCUUUCCACCAAAGUAGGGGGUAGGUUACUGGUUGUCAUGGAAAUGGGGCUUGUCACAACCCCCUUUCUCUCCUAUAUGGCUGGGCAGUGUUAAGGGUGGCAAGAUAGUUUCUGUCCCCACCCCCUUGUACUUGAUUCCCCAGCUGUCUUUCACAGCCUCAAACCCUUAGGGUAAAGGGGGAGGGGCUUUUCAAUGAGGUGGGGUGGGUUUGUUUUGUUUUUUUUUCUUUUUUUUUUUCUUUUUCUUUUUUUCUUUUUUUUUCUUUUUUUUUUUUUUUUAAGAAAAAAAAAAAAAAGCAUAAUAAACUUAGUUUCUGUACAAGCA